Homarus americanus (American lobster) is the source of this 1460-nucleotide messenger RNA. Its product is annotated as transcription factor SPT20 homolog. The record is from RefSeq and is a predicted model, not a curated record. Lineage: Eukaryota; Metazoa; Arthropoda; Malacostraca; Decapoda; Nephropidae. Gene Ontology annotation, molecular function: serine-type endopeptidase inhibitor activity. The transcript has a single exon. The coding region runs from base 266 to 1291 and encodes 341 amino acids.
CGGUCCCCAUCCAAGCAGACAUUACAAGGACGAGAAGCACCAAGCGGCCAGCAGUCAACACCAGCACGUUGUCCCGAGAGCAAGUAAUUCCCAGCAUUCCGCGCUCAGCUGCCUCCAGAGUACUCCCUGUCCUCACGCCGUCAAAGUGCUCUAAGUGAACUGGAUUUCCUGUCCCGUAUCCAUAAACCUGAUGAAUUAACACUAAAGACAUAUAACUAAAUACUCGGGUGUGGGUUUUAUCUGUUCUUUCGUUGGAUUAAACGAAAUGGCGAGGAAGAUGAUGAUUUUCCUGUACUUGUCCGCCGUGGCUGUGAUCGUGAGUGGCCAGGAAAUAUCCUCAAAUGUUCCGAACUUCUGCUUUGACCCUCCAGAAGUGGGAAUAUGCCGCGCUCACUUCCCAUCUUUCUACUUCAACACCAAAACGAAAUCUUGCGACUGUUUCAUCUACGGCGGGUGUUUAGGCAAUGAUAACAGAUUUCCAACCCUACAGGAGUGCAUGCAGGCGUGUCAUGUUCGACCCAGCCUGCAGAAGAACUCAGCGAAGUGCGAUAAGGUCUUGGGAAGUGACAACCCUCUGGCGAAUGAGCAAAUACUGAACGCUAUAAGGCAAAUGUCUCCACUACCACCUCAUCAUAAAUCACCGUUCCUAGCACCUCCUGAGCAGGCACCAGUGUUUCAAGACGACCCUCAGCAGACCCCACCUCAGCAGUCCCCUCCUCAGCAGACAGGACUGUUUCAAGACGAUCCUCAGCAGACCCCACCUCAGCAGCCCCCUCCUCAGCAGACACCACUGACUCAAGACGAUCCUCAGCAGACCCCACUGAUUCAACACGACCCUCCUCAGCAGAUUCCACCGUUCCAACAGCCACCGCCACCUCAGCAGAGCCAACUGUACCAACCACCUCAGCAGAGCCAACUGUACCAACCACCUCAACAGACCACCCGACCUCAGCAGAUCCCACAAUUCCAGCACCGACCUCAGCAGAUCCCACAAUUCCAGCACCGACCUCAGCAGAUCCAUGUAUGCCCACAACCCCAGCUGACACACCGACCAGUGACCCAGCCCCAGCAGACGCAGUAUUACCAACGACCACAACAGACACAGCACUACCAACGACCACUAGGCCAGCUGAUCCCACCAGCACUACAGACGUGGACACACACAAACACAGACGAGGAUAUAGUGGUCAGUCAGAUCUUCCAAGCUAUGGGCAUAACACAGGGUACCCUUUACAUCGGCCAGCCAGCUUACCCCAUACCUCGAUGGAUGCCAAUUAACGCUGACAACUAAGACGACGAGGCAUUCAGUGGCAUUUAAAUGGGAUAGAAACUCAUACAAGAAGCAUCGUAGUUUUAGGAGACUUAUAAACGAAGCACAAAAGUGAUUAACCUCGUAAUGUCUAAGAUAAUGUGUUAAGUGUUUACAUGUAAGCAAAAUACAAUGCAGCCAUAACAACAUU